AUGUCAAAAACAAUUUUAUUUUAUAGAACAAAAGGUAAAUAUGGCGCAUUAAGUAAUUUUUAUUCUUCUCCAAUAAUUAUUGAUGAGUUCACUUGGCCAACCGUUGAACAUUAUUUCCAAGAAGAUCAAAAAAAUUUGCAAGAUGAAAUUCGAUUAGCGUCAACUCCGCACGAAGCCGCAAAGUUAGGUAGAAAUUUCGAAGGUUUAAGAAGUGAUUGGAAUGAAAGCAGAGAUUCUGUUAUGUUGAAAGCUUUAAGAUUUAAAUUUACACAGCAUGAAGAUUUAAAAGAAUUAUUAUUAAGCACAGGAGAGAGCAAAUUAAUCGAGGACUCACCUAGUGAUAGUUAUUGGGGUAUUGCCACAAAAAAUGGUGUGAAGGGUGAAAAUAAAUUAGGCUUAUUAUUAAUGGCAGUUAGAUCGGAGUUACAAAGUGAUUUAUCUAAUAUUAAUGACGAUAAAAAUUAA
Molecule: messenger RNA, 465 nt
Organism: Entrophospora candida
Lineage: Eukaryota; Fungi; Glomeromycota; Glomeromycetes; Entrophosporales; Entrophosporaceae
Source: the annotation of a GenBank genome assembly